Messenger RNA from Vicia villosa (hairy vetch), 6737 nucleotides. RefSeq lists its product as uncharacterized. The transcript has 2 exons. Lineage: Eukaryota; Viridiplantae; Streptophyta; Magnoliopsida; Fabales; Fabaceae. The record is from RefSeq and is a predicted model, not a curated record. Gene Ontology annotation, biological process: meristem development; meristem maintenance. Bases 4620 to 6728 code for a protein of 702 amino acids.
AUUCCAUUCAUAAUUUGAUUCCUUCCAAACCAAAUUCCAAAACUCACAAUUCUAUCCAACCCUAAAAAUCCUUCCAAACCAAAUUCCAAACCUCACAAUUCUAUCCAACCCUAAAAAUCCCACCAAAGCCUAUGCACUAUAUAUUUCACUCCACUUUCAUUCUUUCAUUCAUUCAUGGAGCUACAAGAGAGAAAUAGCCACCAACCUUCAUAUCACGCAAAACCAACAACAACAUGCCAUGAACUUUCCACCAUGAACCAAUUGUUCAAACAACCAUUUCACCUUAAACAUAACUCUCCACCAAUCAAACUUUUCCAUUUAUCAAACAAUAAACAUCACGCCCCAUGAAAUUCAAAUCUGCAAAAUUCAGAAAAAACUUCACAACAACCUCAACACUAAUCCAACACCAAGUCAUCACCUUAACCAUUCUAACAACACCUACAUAAACAUUCACAAAUACUAAACUUCAACCAUUCAAAACCUGUAAAAAAUAAAAACAAUUCAAUAACAACCCCUCAUGUUCAAACUCACACUCCAUCAAACCACAAACUUGAAAAAUCCAGUCCAAGCACAUCAAAAUUCACAGUAAAUGGAAGUUGAAUUCAAAAAACAAGAGGAGAAGAAACUGAAACGGUACAGAAAACGGAUCCAUGCCAGCGCGAAUUCGAAUCUCCGUUUCCUUUGCCAAAAACCGAAUCAGCCGCGAGCAGCCCCUUCACAGCUCUACGAAACCACCACACGGACUGUCUCCCCGAAUUCCAUCUGAAGCGCCGACGCAGCCUCUUCCGAUCGAGUACCUGCACGAACCGCUAUGCGUCCUCCGCACCGGACCAACCGACGAACUGUCCACCUCCACCGCUCACGACGGAACUCCGCCGUUCACCCGCGACACUGCCAGCAUCCCCAUGCGAGUUGAAACUCCGAAUCGCUCCGAUCUCCUCUCCUCCGCAACCGCGCUAAACGCCUCCGCCGACGAGUUCCAGUGGUUAGAUCUAUGCUUUUUUUUUUAUUAUUUCUUUUGCUGUGAAUAUGCUUGUGUCUGGUUAAGUGUAAAUUGUUGUGUUUGUUGGUUUCUAAGAUAGAGUUUGAGAAAGAAGGAUUGCCAUGGAGAUAAAAGAGUGUUUUUUUUUUUCUGCUUAAGCUGUUCAUUUUUGUUUUUGUUUUUUUGCUAUGCUACGUGUCUUUCUGCGGUUGGUUGGUUUUUGAAUUUUUUUUAAUUAAUAAGUUGAUGGUUUAUAAGUAGCACCAACUUGUUUACAAAGAAAAUACUACAUUGCUGCUUUGCUGCUGCCAAGGAUCUAAUUCUGGACCAAUAGCCUACACCCGCGUAAAAGGCAAACAAGUGACAUCUUUGCUAUCCAGCCCCCAGUUACAUCAGUUAUUACCAUCCCACAAGCUGAGCCUUGGUAAAUAUUUAACAAAUUCAGCUUGGAAAUAAGUGCAUAGAAUGGUUUUGGAAGAAAUGACUUGGUGAAGAAGUUAGCCAACUGAUUAUGAGAGGCAUCAGGGAUCAGUUUCAUCACUCCAUUUUGAACCUUUUCUCUAACAAUAUGACAAUCAAUGUCAAGGUGUUUGGUUCUCUCAUGAAAAACAGGAUUGGUAACAAUAUGUAAGGUAGUUUGACUGUCACAAAAUAAGAGAGGUAUUCUUGAACAAUCAAUCUUCAAAUCCUUCAGUAAGUAAACAAACCAUUGUAAUUCACAUGUUGCCGCAGCAAGAGCUCGAUACUCAGCUUCUGAGGAGGAACGAGCAACUGUGGUUUGCUUCUUGGUUCUCCAAGAGAUGAGAGAAGAGCCAAUGUAAAAGCAAGAACCUGACACUGAUCUUCGAAUAUCCACACAACCAGCCCAAUCUGCAUCAGAGAAACCUGUUAAAUGUAAGGUGGAAUUCAUGGGAAAGAAUAAACAACAACCUGGACAGGAUUUCAAAUAUCUCAAAACUCUACAGGCUGCAUCAUAAUGAGUCAUAGUUAGCUUUGAGCGGAACUGAGCAAGUUGUUGUGUAAUAAAGGUGAUAUCAGGUCUGGUAUUGUUCAAGUAAAUGAGUCUACCAAUUAAUCUCCUAUAGGCUGGUAUAUCUGGAUAUGGGGGACUGUUGUCAUUGAAUAGUUUGAUGCCCGGAUCAGAUGGGGUAUUGGCAGGUUUGAAGGCAAGGAAUCCUGAGUCAGACAAGAGACCAAUGCAAUACAUCCUUUGACAAAGUGAAAUUCCUGUUUGUGAAUGUGUCACCUCCAAACCUAAAAAGUAUUUAAGCAUGCCAAGAUCUUUAAUAUUGAAAGCUCGAUGGAGAAUGGUUUUCAUAAGCUAAAAUUCUGCUAGGGAGUUGCCAGCUAGUAUCACAUCAUCAACAUAAACAAAGAGAAUUAUUAGUGAAUCAUCUGUGAUUUUGACAAACAUAGAAUGAUCUGCAAAUUCCUGUGUGUAUCCAUGGUGAACAAGGAGUGAAACAAGUUUCUGAUGCCACUGUCUACUAGCUUGCUUUAAUCCAUAAAGUGAUUUGAUCAAUUUGCAAACUUGAUUUGGUUUGGUGGUGUGGACUCCUAGAGGAACAGUCAUGUACAUAUCCUCAUGCAACUCACCAUGUAGGAAAGCAUUGUUUACAUCUAGCUAGUGUAGGUGGCACUUGUUGAUGGAAGCCAAAGCUAUCACAAGUCUGACAGUUGUCAUUUUGGCUACAGGAGAAAAUGUGUCAGUAUAAUCUAACCAUUCAAUUUGGUUAUAGCUUUUUGCUACUAACCGAGCUUUGAACCUCUCUAUGCUUCCAUCAGCUCUAUGCUUAGCUUUGUAAACCCAACGACAUCCUAUUGGUUUAACAUUGGGUGGAAGCUCCACCAAUUCCCAAGUACCAGUUUUAUCAAGAGCUUCCAGCUCAGCUUUCAUAGCCUGAUUCCAGCAUUCGAACUUGCUUGCCUCAGUGUAAGAUUUAGGUUCAGGAUGGGAAGAAACUGACAAACUAAAAUGACAUUGAGAAGGAGAUGAUUUUGAAUAAGACAUAAAAGAAUCAAUGGGAUAAGGAGUACCAGAGGAGGAUUGAUUUGGUGUGUCUUUGAAAGAGGCACAUAUAUAGUCUUGAAGAUAUGAUGGUUUAGUCCUCAGUCUGGAUGAUAUACGACCAGGUGGAGAUGAUAUAUGAUUAAGUGGUGGAAUGGUGGAAUCAGUAGUAGAAGGUAAGGUAAUAUCAUCACAAGGGACAAUAGGAUUAGGGAUAGGUGUGAGAUUGUGUUUACGGUGAUUUCCGGUAAACAACCGCUAGUCCUCCAAACUAUAAUAAAUAUGAUUUGGUUACUCGCAGGAUCGACUAGAUUGAUCCUAGGACAUGGUCAAACGAAAGGUUUAUUGAUGUGAUUUGGUUCAUACCUGUUUGUUUUGAUUUCGAGAAAUUUAUGUUCAAAUGACUAAUCAUUCGAGAUAACGCUGGUUAUAUGAGUUAGUGUAACUUCGACGCAUAAAUCGUAAUAAGAAAACAUGUAAAUUGCGAGAAUGUAAAUUGUAAGAAAAUUAACAUGCAAGAAUGUAAGUCGCAAGAAUAUAAAUUGCAGGAAAGUAAUGUGCAUGAAACUAAAUGACUUCGAAAGUAAAAGUUUAAACAAGGAAAGUAAAGAAAACGAAAAGAUAUUUGAUAAAAGUAAAUACACAUGUAUUCAAAUUGGUGGUGUCAUACGUACAUUUCUCAGCGAACUCUUUCUCUUAACACUUGAUACUUGAGCGAUAUGUGAGUGAUUUGUACAAAAUGAACACACGAAAUCCUAUCAUUAAGACUCCUAUUUAUACUAAAUUUGACCCUAACGGUCAUACAAUAAUCUAAUGCCACGUUAUCCACGAGAACUCUGGGGAUGCCAUCUGUCUAUGUGCAGUUUAUAGAAACCGUUUCGCAAUUCAAACCUUCCCGCUCAAGUCCUUUUCGACAUGUGGCCAUAUAGUUAUAUUCGAAAAUGUUACGGAAAUACAUUAAGCUUCAGUACUUUAUGUAAUUUUCCGCGAAAUGUCUAAGUCUUGGCAAAGAUAUCUUCCGUGUUAGCUUUGAUACUUCUCUCCCUCGUUUCAACUUAGACAUUUUCUUGAAGCAUGGCCAUCAGUAGCCAUUUUUUAAAUCUUCGAAGAUGGUCAUCAGUAACCAUCAUUCUUCGAACUUAAAACCUUCGAAGAUCAACUUCUUAAACGAAAUCUCCAGCUAACAAAUUGCCCCCAAUAAAUGCCUGUUUCGACAAACGAGAGAAAUGGGCGUUUCUUGCCAUGAUGGGAUUUCGUUUUGCUUUCUUAGAGUCCCGAGACUAAUAAUUGACGUCAUAAUCAAUUAUGACUCUAUUUCCAAAACGUCUUGUCGCUUUCAAAAACGUCUUCUCAACAGUUACAUUCCCACGUCUUGACCUUACUUUAUGAUCAUUACUCCUAUAUCCUAGGAAUAGAGCUGGUGACUAUUCGACCGCCGUUGGAUUAAAUCAAUACUUGCCGCGUGUCCUUUAGUCUUUACCCAAAAGAUUUGAAAGGGUUUCCGUUAAACCUUUAAAUACUUAGUCUUUUCCUUUCUUUUUCCCUUUCAGUUCUAUUCCUUCAAACUCUUUUCAGAAAAGACCGUACUUAGUUGCCUCCAAACUUCUUCCUCAAAUCAAACAUCUUUCAAUGGCGUCUUCUUCAAAUGCUCUCCAACCAGUUCUGAAGCUUCAGAAACCUAUGCAAAUGGGGAACCAAGAAUACAUACCAAAUCCGAAUACUGCGGAGGAACGCGCCAUUUACGCUUCUCAGGUAAUCAUCCCUUUUGAACUUUCUGGAAAAACUUAUGCUUUCAUGGGCCCGUUACCAGGAGAAAAUAGUUCACCAAAUAAAUUCUUUCCUGCGUAUUAUAAGACUAGGCCUCUGGUUAGCAAGAUUAAAAUAGACGAUGAAGGUAAUCCAAUCUUAGAGGAUUCUAACCCUACAGAAGGGGCUUCGACUGCGCCUCCCGUAGCCUUAGAGAAAAUUAGGUUAGAUUAUGUAACCAAUUUUGUGAAGGUUUUUAGGUCAAUCCCUUUAGCAAAAGAUCCCGAACUGUACUAUUCUUGGUUAGCCAAAGUGGAGAAACAGAAGGCUUCUUUCUGGCAAGAGUUAGGGAUUUAUGACCUAAUUCAAUUGUCCAAGACUGGUUUAGAGUAUAACCAAACUAUGUUAGUAGCGUCAGUCCAUUUCUGGGACUCUUCUCACAAUACCUUUCACCUUCCAUGUGGAAUGAUUACUCCAACCCUUUUCGAUGUAGCUGCCAUCACAGGGCUUCGACCGACUGGCGAAACCUUUGAUCCUAAUGUCUUGGAUGUUGAUACUAUCAACUUCAACGAAGCUACAGUCACUUAUACUGCUUUCAUCCAGCAAUAUCAUGAUCAGGCAAAUGCUGCAGUCUCUGACGUAGAACAUAUUGCUUUCCUGGCAUUAUGGCUUUCGAGGUGUGUUUUCUGCUCCAGGUCCAUACAAGUAGCGAAAAGAUAUCUUUGCAUGGCUAAUCAGUUACAUGAUGGUAAGAAACUGAACCUGAGCCAAUUGAUUCUAGGAUUUCUUUACGAAAACCUUGGUGAAGCUGUAGAUCUUGUAAAGACUUAUACAACAGGAUCUCUCCUUUUUGCUGGUCCCUUCUGGUUAUUACAAUUGUGGCUUAAUGCCACCUUCGAAGCUCACCUCCCAUUCCGGGGCGUCGUCAACGAAGAAGUUCCAGAAAUCAAAAAUCGAACUGUCAAAGGGACUAGAUUGGCCUUGUUAACCCCGAAAGAAGAAACUGGGAAACUUCGUGAACAUUUCUUAGCAUAUGUAAUGAUGUUUGCUAAACGUUACCAGUUCAGUUCUUCGAUGGCUCCAUUUGUACGAAGAGCUGUAGGUCCUGAAUGGUUUACUCGAGAGUUUCCUGCAACAUCUCCGGAUCACCAAGCUGAGUCUUUGGCUAUUUGGGAAGCUUUUCUUACCCCGAGGUUAUUCUAUCACCGCCUUCGACCUUCCAAAGGUCAAUGUAUCCUCGUUUGCUAUCAGCCAAAUCUUGUGUCGAGACAGUUUGGGUUGGUCCAAGUGAAGCCCAAGUGUCUGUAUGACAAAAGGAACCACACGUGCUUCCGUACUUUAUAUCUAACUGAAGAUGAAUGUGAUACGAAGAUAGCCAGAUAUACUGAUGUUUUCACCCUUUCUCCUAUCUCUUUCGUUCCUGCUUUCUAUUCCACUCCAGAUUUUCAACAAUGGUGGUCAGAUUAUUAUACCACACAGAUCUAUGAUGUCGAAGGCCUUACUCGAGAACUAACUGAAGCUUUUACUGCUGUGCAGGAUAAAUUCCACAAAGGUACCUCCACUCACAUUAAAGAAAUCCAAGCUUUUCAAAAGUUCUUUGAAACUAUUUACAGGCCUGAUGAUCUUAGUCGGACCGUUCGCGAAGCUGCUGUUAUUUUACGUGAAAAGUUUUCUGCAAAACUGGAUAAGUUGAAAUUGCCCCCGUCUGUUCGACCAGAACUACGUUAUGAAGUGACAUUUAAACUUAAUCCUCCAAAAUUCCCUCCACUACCAAGUGCUGAUUUUGGUGUGGCUUUAAGUCCUCCUUUCCCAGACUGGUUCGUGUGUGGGAAUGCUUUCAAAAUUCUUCAAGAGAGUACCAAAAAACGCGCUGAACGAGUGGUCCCGACUAAGCAUACCCUGGAUACUUUCAAAGGUCAUCUUCAUAUAGAUCUUGAACACGUUCGUGUCUUGACUCCAAUACCCGAAGGUUUGGGUCUAGUUAAUCUUUAGACUGACUCU